AUGGAUGACGACGAUGCGCUGUUGCAGCUGCUGGACGCGGCCAGCGUCCCGGAGAAGCGCGCACGGCCUUCUAGCACGAUAAAGAGCCUCGCAGGCAAGCGAAGCGGUGCAGCGGCGAGCACACCAAGCGUGCGGCGGCAGGUGCAGGCGCAGCCCUGCAAGCACUAUGUAGAGGUGUUGACAGGCAUCAAGGUGUCUGGCGUGGUGUUCAAGGAGCAGGUAUCGCAGCUGCAGUUCGUACCCCUCGACAAGGCCAGGAGUUACACGUCAGACGCCCCCUGGCUGACCAUCGGCGUGCUGGUCCGUAAGGAGUUUGCGGCGACCUCCAACGGCCAGUCCUUCAGCCGCUGGCAGCUGGCCGACCUGAGGGGCGGGGAGCUGCGGGCCGUCCUCUUUGGUGACGCGCAUGCGCAGCACAAGGGCGCGGCGGAGGGCAGCGUUGUGGCCCUGGGCAGCUGCCGCACAUCGCGCGACGCGCAGUAUACGUCGCUGUCGGUGUCUGCGCCGCAUCAGGUGCAGCUUCUCGCCACCUCCGAGGGCUUCGGCUUCUGCCAGGGCAUCACAAAGGCCGGCGAGCGCUGCUGCCGCGCGGUGGACAAGACGGCGAGCCCGUACUGCGAGUAUCACGUGCUGCAGCAGCAGCGGCAGGUCAAGCGCGACCUGAAGGGCGCGACGGCCAGCGGAGCAGUCGCGGCGGCGGCGGCGGCGGCGGGCGCGGGAGUAGCUACAGUCGGCGGGCCCGGCGGCGGCGGCGGUGGCAGUGGCAGUGGCAUCGAGGGGCCAGGGCGGCCGCUCGGGCGGACGGAGGGACUGCAAACGGCGGGCGUGCCGGCCGCGGUGGGGCUGACCGGGCAGGAGCGGCGGGAACGGGAGGCGGCCCAGCUGAUGGCCAACCGGGAGCGCGUCGCGCAGCAGAUCAAAGCGAUGGGCGGCCUCAAGGCACCCGACCUCAAUCGCACCAGGCCGCCGUCGCCGCCGAGGCAUGCCGUCGGCGGCGGCGGCAGCAGCAGCAGCAACAGCAGCGGCGCACCCAGGGCAGCCGGCGGUGGCGGCACGGCGGCGGGCCGGGCUGGGGGCACGGCGGGGGGCCGCAGCGCUGCGGCCACGAGCGGAGGGCGGGGCGGGGGCGUGGGGACGGCCAAAGGUGGCGGGGACACUAAGCGGGCAAAGCUGUUGUCUGGCCUGGGUCUGGCCCCCAGGCCGCCGAGCGGCCCAGUGCCGCAGGCGGCCAAGGCGGGCGGCGCGAGCACAGCCACAGGCGGCGGCAGCAGAGGCGGCGGCGCAGUGGCGGCGGCAAGGGGGGCUGGGGCCGCCCCGAAGCCGGCCGCCGCGGGGGGCCAACUCAGCGGCGCUGCCGCGCAGUUCAGGGCGGCGUUUGGCAGCGUGCUCGACAGCGCGCCUGCAGACGCAGCUCCAAGUGACAGCCUGAAGGCCCUGGCGGACGCGCAGCGGCAGGCGGACGUUGACAAGCUGCUGGCGCACUAUGAGAAGAAGGACGCCGUUGCGCAGCAGCUGGAGGGCAUCACAAAGCUGACGGUGACCGCGUUCCGCUGCAGCGCCUGCAACGUGACGAGCGAGAAGCGCCACCCCUCGUGCUCGUCGCACCACGUCGUGCGCGUGCAGGCCACCAAGCGCUGGUGGUCGUGCCGCAGCUGCGGCUGGCGCCUGGCGACGCUCAACACCCUCAUCCCCACGAAGCGCUGCCCAAAGUGCCGCGACCCCGCCGCCGAGUUCAGCGCGGCCAGCAUGUUUGUGGCGCCGCGCGAGGACCGCGCCAACGACGCCGGGAUGCACGCGGGCGUGGCGGCGCGCGAGGCGUUCAUGGCCCGCGGGGUGGAGCACGACUUUGCGCUGACCUCCUUCCACUGA
Messenger RNA from Monoraphidium neglectum, 1869 nucleotides. RefSeq names its product minichromosome maintenance protein 10. The record is from RefSeq and is a predicted model, not a curated record. Gene Ontology annotation, biological process: DNA replication initiation; DNA replication. Gene Ontology annotation, molecular function: single-stranded DNA binding; DNA replication origin binding. Gene Ontology annotation, cellular component: nucleus; replication fork protection complex. The transcript is spliced from 10 exons. Lineage: Eukaryota; Viridiplantae; Chlorophyta; Chlorophyceae; Sphaeropleales; Selenastraceae. Bases 1 to 1869 code for a protein of 622 amino acids.